AUGGACGGGGAGGGAAGAACCUCCGGGCUGGUCAAAUCAGCCGUGGUGAAACUAUCCGAGAUGGGCGAAAGAACCAAGGAGUUAGGCACCGCCAUGAAGGAUCCUCACCAGCAAAGACGGAUCAUAUUAGUGAUUGUCUGCGUGGCUCUCCUGCUGGACAAUAUGCUCUACAUGGUAAUCGUGCCAAUUAUUCCAGACUAUCUUGCUGAGCUGGAGAGUGAGCAGUCAGAGCACGUCCACCUAGUGAUCCACCCAAACUCUUCAUCCAACAGCACAAGCCAAGACACAAUCAACAACAAGAACAAUCUAGACAUCCAGAUUGGAGUACUGUUCGCCUCUAAAGCCAUCCUACAGCUGAUAGUCAGCCCGCUGUCGGGGACCUUCAUAGACCGGGUUGGAUAUGACAUCCCACUUUUAAUUGGACUGAGCGUUAUGUUCGUGUCCACCUGUAUAUUUGCAAUUGGGGAGAAUUACGCGACGCUCUUCUUCGCCAGGAGUUUGCAGGGUCUGGGCUCGGCUUUCGCAGACACCUCUGGCAUCGCCAUGAUAGCCGACAAAUACUCCGAGGAGUCGGAGAGGAGCACGGCUCUGGGCAUCGCUCUGGCCUUCAUCUCUUUUGGGAGUCUGGUGGCGCCUCCCUUCGGGGGCAUCCUUUACGAGUUUGCGGGCAAAAAAGUGCCCUUCAUCGUGCUCGCCUGCAUUUGCCUGGCAGACGGCAUCCUGCUGCUGACAGUGAUGAAGCCGUUCUCCAACAGGACUAGAGAGAACAUGCCAGUGGGCACCCCCAUAUAUAAACUCAUGGUUGACCCGUACAUAGCCGUGGUGGCCGGUGCUCUGACGGUCUGUAACAUCCCCUUGGCCUUUCUGGAGCCCACCAUAGCCAACUGGAUGGAGACCACCAUGCACUCCACCCAGUGGGAGAUGGGGCUCACCUGGCUCCCAGCCUUCUUCCCCCAUGUCCUCGGUGUGUACAUCACAGUUAAAUUGGCAGCUAAGCAUCCAAACCUGCAGUGGUUCUACGGAGCUCUGGGUAUGGUCAUCAUAGGAGCCAGCUCCUGCACAGUCCCUGCAUGCAAAACUUUUGGGCAGCUCAUCGCCCCGUUGUGCGGCAUUUGUUUUGGCAUCGCACUGGUGGACACCGCCCUGCUGCCCACACUUGCGUUUUUAGUCGACGUGCGUCAUGUUUCAGUGUACGGUAGUAUUUAUGCCAUAGCAGACAUCUCCUAUUCUGUUGCAUAUGCUAUGGGUCCUAUAGUAGCCGGCCAGAUAGUCCACAAUCUGGGGUUCGUACAACUGAAUUUGGGCAUGGGCCUCGUCAAUGUGCUUUACGCACCAGCCCUGUUGCUGCUGCGCAAUGUGUGCCAAAUGAAACCGUCCUACUCAGAGAGAGAUAACCUCUUAGAGGAGGCUCCGCAGGGGCUGUACGAUACCAUCAAGAUGGAAGAGAGAAGAGCUAAAAAGAAGGGCUACAGCACGGCAGGGAAUUGCUUGUCAGUAGAUGAAAAUGGGUUUGACAACUUCAGAGCACAGCGGUCCGUGUCGGAGGAGUCGUCCGGUCCGGAGUACACUUAG
Messenger RNA from Anoplopoma fimbria (sablefish), 1572 nucleotides. RefSeq names its product solute carrier family 18 member 3b (gene slc18a3b). Gene Ontology annotation, cellular component: terminal bouton; AP-2 adaptor complex; membrane. The transcript has a single exon. Gene Ontology annotation, molecular function: xenobiotic transmembrane transporter activity; acetylcholine transmembrane transporter activity. Bases 1 to 1572 code for a protein of 523 amino acids. NCBI's taxonomy places the organism in Eukaryota, Metazoa, Chordata, Actinopteri, Perciformes, Anoplopomatidae. Gene Ontology annotation, biological process: chemical synaptic transmission; transmembrane transport; xenobiotic transport. The record is from RefSeq and is a predicted model, not a curated record.